Messenger RNA from Phyllotreta striolata, 3615 nucleotides. Lineage: Eukaryota; Metazoa; Arthropoda; Insecta; Coleoptera; Chrysomelidae. The record is from the annotation of a GenBank genome assembly.
AUGUUCAACGCAUUCAACGGGCUGUCCUCGUCCGGAGCCGGCUACAUCGGGGAAAUGGAGCAGAUCAUCAGCCAAUUGGAGAGGGGCACUUUGGUGCACAAGUACUCCUGGCGGAAGAAGCCCGAGCGCAAGACGCUGGCCAUACGGAGGGAAACCAAACAGCUGAUUUGGACCAGGCCGGCCUCCAACUCGAAACCCUCCUACGACGGGGCGCUCAAUCUGAGCGAGGUGAAGGAGAUCAGACAGGGCACGGGGAGCAAGGACUUCGAGAAGUGGCCCGACGAGGCCAAGAAGAUCGAAAGCAAAUGCUUCGUUAUUUACUACGGGAUGGAGUUUAAGUUGAGAGUUUUGAGCAUAGCCGCUCUAUCGGAGGUGGAAUGCGAACGAUGGCUGAAGGGAUUGAAGUAUUUGGUCAAUGACACGAUCAAAGCACCGUACCCGUUGCAAAUCCAAAAUUGGCUGCGCAGGGAGUUUUAUUCGAUGGAAGGUUCCAGGGAAAGUGUAACGUUGAAAGAUUUGAAAUCCUUCUUCCCGAAGAAACUAUCCAACAAUAAACUGAGGGAAUUGUUCAGCGAAGUCGAUACGAGGAAACGCGGCGAAAUCGGAUUCGACGAUUUCGCCAAUCUGUACCAAAAAAUAAUCUUCGAAGAAGGCAAAGCCCACGAGCUCUUCGACAAAGUCUCGGAGUAUUCCUCGAACGGCAACACCAUCAACCUGCCGGAAAUGGUCAGUUUCCUGAUCAACGAUCAGGAGGAUCAGCUCGGCAACGACGAGCGCGCGGUGUCGCAGUUCAUCUGCGAUUUCCUCAAGGACCCGCAGCGGGAGGUGCAAGAACCCCAUCUCACCGUCUCCGAGUUCCUCGACUUUCUCUUCUCCAAGCAAAACGAGCUGUGGGACAGUCGAAAAGAUGCCGUGUACCACGACAUGUCGAGGCCGCUGUCCCACUACUGGAUAUCGUCCUCUCACAACACUUAUUUAACGGGCGAUCAGUGGUCGAGCGAGUCCUCGACGGAGGCGUACGUGAGGUGCCUGCGAAUGGGUUGCCGGUGCAUCGAAUUGGAUUGCUGGGACGGGCCGGACGGCUAUCCGUUCAUCUAUCACGGGCACACGUUGACCACCAAAAUCAAAUUCAUGGAUGUGAUCAAGACGAUCAAAGAGCACGCCUUCGCCGCUUCCGAUUACCCGGUGAUCCUAUCGAUCGAAGACAACUGUACGUUGCCGCAACAGAAGAAGAUGGCCUCGGCCAUGCAGGAAGUGUUCGGCGACAUGUUGCUGACGCAACCGUUGGAAUCCAACGAAUCGAAGCUGCCGUCGCCGUUCGCGCUGCGCCGCAAGAUCAUCCUGAAGCACAAGAAGCUGCCCGACGGCCAGGACGAAUCGUCCUCGAUGCCCGUGCGCAACGACGCCGCCGACAUGGACCUCAGGAAUUCCACCAAGAACGGCAUCAUGUACCUCGAGGAUCGCGUCGACAAGGAGUGGAAUCCGCACUUCUUCGUGCUCACGCAAUCGAAGCUGUUCUAUUUCGACAGUUACAAGUUGAACGCCGGCGACGCCGAACGGUCCGAGGACGAGGAGGACGGCGGCGGCGCCUCCUUUCAUCGGCCGAAGAACCACAACGUGCCCAACGAGGAGUUGCACUUCGGCGAGAAGUGGUUCCACGGGAAGCUGGAGAAGGGCAGAGAGGAGGCCGAGCAACUGUUGAGGGCCUAUUCGCAUUUGGGAGACGGUACGUUCCUGGUGAGAGCGAGCGUGACGUUCGUCGGCGAGUACUGCCUGUCGUUUUGGCGCAACGGCCAGGUGAACCAUUGCAGGAUCCGUUCGAAGCAGGACCGCCAGCAGACCAAGUACUACUUGAUCGACGCCAAGUACUUCGACAGCUUGUACAGCCUCAUAACGCACUAUCGCGCCUCGCCGUUGGUCACCGCCGAGUUUUCGAUCACGCUGCAGGAACCGGUACCGCAGCCGAAUCUGCACGAGAACGAGGAGUGGUACCACAAGAACACGGGCAAGACGCAGGCCGAGGAGAUCCUGCGCAGGGAGAAGAUCGAAGGGGCUUUUCUAGUCAGACCCAGCGAGAACGACGUCAAUUGCUACACUAUUAGUUUUAGAGCGGACAAGAAAAUAAAGCACUGCAGGAUAAAAUUGGAAGGACGAUUGUACACGAUCGGCAACGUGGAAUUCGAAAGUUUAGUGCAAUUGAUCAACUACUAUCAAACCUACCCUUUGUACAAACGCGUCAAUUUGAGCCAUCCAAUCAGCGAAGAAAAAGUGCGAAGAAUGGCGGUGGAGCAAAACGACGCCUCGGCGUACGCGACGCCCUCCUACAUGGACCCCAGCAGCAUCAAUUCGAACGUCGCCGCCAUCGCGGUGCGCGACUACAUGGCGUCGCGCGACGACGAGCUGUCCUUCUGCAAGCACGCCAUCAUCACCAACGUCACCAAGACCACCGACGCCGACGGCUGGUGGAAGGGCGACUACGGCGGCCUCAGGCAGCGCUACUUUCCCUCGUCCAGCGUCAGGGAAAUCGAUCGAUCCGACACCCAAGACAUCGACGAAUCCUCUGGAGAGCCGGCGUUGCAGGGAAGCCUGGAUAUGAACGGCGUGUACGUGACUUACGGAAGAAAUCCCGGACAAACUAUGGAAUGGAUAAUCAGGAUAAAUCCUACGACGGCUUGUCCCGCGUUAGAAUGCGGCGUGCAAACGGAGGAAAUCGCGCACGAAUGGUGUUCGGCGAUCAAAGACGUCUCGCAGAAGGCGUCGCGUAUGGAAACGCAACACCGCGAAAUGGAAAGGGCCUUCAAGAUCGCCAAGGAAAUGUCGAAUUUGAUCAUCUACUGUCAAUCGACCACGUUCAAUAUGGACAAGAUCAAGAACCACGGGUUCCUCUUCUACGAGAUGUCCUCGUUUCCCGAGAACAAAGCCGAGAAGCUGAUAUGCCAGCAGGAGAAGCGGUUCUUUUUGAAGUACCACCACUACCAAUUCUCGCGGGUGUACCCGAAAGGCCAGAGGAUCGAUUCGUCGAAUUACAAUCCGAUAAACAUGUGGAAUUGCGGUUCGCAAAUGGUGGCGUUGAAUUUCCAAACGGGCGACAGGCCGAUGCAACUCAACCAGGCGAAGUUUCGCGACAACGGAAAUUGCGGUUAUCUUCUGAGGCCGGAGUUUAUGUUCCGCGAAGAUUUCGAUCCGAACGAUAAGAGCUCUUUGUUCGGCGUCGAACCGAUGAAGAUAUCGAUCAGGAUCAUCGGCGGGAGGCAUUUGUACAGAUUGAAGAAAGGCACGGCCAGUCCGUUCGUCGAAGUGGAAGUAAUAGGAGCCUCGUACGAUUCCGGCGUGAAGUUGGUCACUAAGCACGUGCUCGAUAACGGAUUGAAUCCCAAAUGGAACGAGGAAAUUUGCGAAUUUAUCGUGACGAAUCCGCAUUUCGCGCUGCUCAGGUUCCUGGUGCAAGACGAGGACGUGUUCGGAGAGCCCAACUUCAUCGGACAGGCUACUUAUCCGGUGAAUUGCAUAAGAAGCGGAUAUAGAAGCGUUUGGUUGAAGAAUUCCUACAGCGAGGAUCUCGAAUUGUCUUCUUUGUUGAUACACAUAAGUAUUAAACCGGUAUCGAUAAGUUAA